GGGGAUUGGGAGGCUUCUGGGAAAAGAUGGCAGCUUCCUUUUGUUUGUAGGGAUUUGCUGCACUCCGAGGGGGGAUUUAAAGGCGUUCUUCGGCGGCUACAGGGGUUUCUGUUCAUACUCGGAGCUCUCAGCAGCAGUUAGUCCAACUCUUGAACAUGGAGAAGAGCGGCAGCAUCGACAGCUUGGGCUCCAAACGCUCCUCUUCCCGACAGCCAAGUGUUGAUUCAUUGUCCAGCACUUCCACCUCUCGCUCUGACCGGUCUGCACAAGCCAAACCACCGUCUGCUAUGUCCUCUGACUCUGUGUCAACUUCUGCAGAGUUUUCUCCGGAGCUCAGGGUCAAGCCCAAAGCCUCUGCCAAGCAGGUGCUUAGAGAGUCAGACAAAGAAGAACCACAGUUGCUUCCAAAUGAAAAUGUGCAAGACAUGGCCCAAGAUAUCACCUACUUUUGUCCUUUUACUGGAGCACUGAGGGGAACAGUGAUUGUUACCAACUACAGACUCUUCUUCAAAUGCAUGGACAGGGAGCCGGCAUUUGUGCUGGACUUGCCCCUUGGGGUGGUGAGUCGUGUGGAGAAGAUUGGAAGUGCUUCAAGCCGUGGUGAUGUGUCCUAUGGGCUAGUUUGCAAGGAUAUGCGUAAUCUACGAUUUGCACACAAACAGUUGGAGGACACACUGAGGAAGUCCAUUUUCGAAGUCCUGAUGAAAUUUGCGUUUCCUGUUUCCAACGGGCUGCAAAUCUUUGCCUUUGAAUAUGGGCAAGUCUUCCCUGAAAAUGGGUGGAAGGUGUAUGAUGCAGUCUCAGAGUAUAAAAGACAGGGUAUACCAAAUGAAAGCUGGAGGAUAACAAAAGUAAACGAUCACUACGAGCUGUGUGACACCUACCCAUCAACUCUGGCGGUGCCUGUCAACAUACCAGACGAAGAGCUGAAGAGAGUAGCUGCCUUCCGAGCAAAGGGACGGAUACCUGUAUUGUCAUGGAUCCAUCCAGAGAGCCAGGCGACAGUGACACGCUGCAGCCAGCCAAUGGUCGGGGUGAACGGGAAGCGCAGCAAAGAGGACGAGAAAUAUCUCCAAUCAAUCAUGGAUGCGAAUGCUCAGUCCCAUAAGCUUUUCAUUUUUGAUGCCAGGCCCAGUGUCAACGCUGCUGCCAACAAGAUGAAAGGGGGUGGAUAUGAAAGUGAGGAUGCGUAUCAAAAUGCUGAGCUGGUAUUCUUGGAUAUUCACAAUAUCCAUGUGAUGAGAGAGUCGCUCCGCAAGCUGAAGGACGUGGUCUACCCCAACAUCGAGGACUCCCACUGGCUCUCCAAUCUGGAGUCCACUCAUUGGCUUGAGCACAUCAAGUUAAUUCUGGCUGGAGCGCUGAGGAUUGCAGACAAAGUGGAGUCUGGGAAAACGUCAGUGGUGGUUCAUUGUAGCGACGGCUGGGAUCGCACAGCUCAGCUCACCUCCUUGUCCAUGCUCAUGCUGGACAGUUACUACCGCACCAUUCGCGGCUUCGAAGUCCUGCUCGAGAAAGAGUGGCUGAGUUUCGGUCAUCGCUUCCAGCUGCGUAUCGGUCAUGGUGAUAAAAACCACACAGACGCAGACCGCUCCCCUGUUUUUAUUCAGUUCAUUGACUGUGUCUGGCAGUUGACUCGCCAGUUUCCUGCAGCCUUUGAGUUUAACGAAUACUUCCUGGUAACCAUCCUGGAUCACCUGUACAGCUGCCUGUUUGGGACAUUCUUGUGUAACAGCGAACAGCAGAGGUUGAAGGAGGAGAUUCCCAAGCGGACAGUGUCAUUAUGGUCUUAUAUUAACAGCCAGCUGGAGGAGUUUACCAAUCCUUUGUAUGUGAACUACUCCAACCAUGUGCUGUUCCCAGUAGUCAGCUUACGCCACCUGGAGCUUUGGGUCGGAUACUACAUUCGCUGGAACCCGCGAAUGAGGCCUCAAGAGCCCGUUCAUCAGCGCUACAAGGAGCUGCUGGCAAAGCGUGCCGAGCUGCAGAAAAGAGUGGACGAGUUGCAGCGAGAGGUGACCAAUCGCUCAGCGUCCUCAUCCUCUGAGCGGGCAGGCUCCCCAACACGCUCCAUCACUCCAGUGCAGACCUUCGUUUGACACAACUGGACCUUCGUAACUGUCACAGAAGCUGAAUCCCACCUGUGAGAAGGUGCCAUACAGCAGUAAUCAGUAGGUUACACACCUGUGUGCCAAUCUGCCUCUUUUGGUGACACACAGUGAUUGUACACUACCAUCAAAAGUCUGUAAAAGCAGAUCGCUGUAUUUGCAUCUCUCACAGGUCAUGCAACGUCUGCUUGUAACAGAAGUGUUAGUCUCAGAGCGCUUCACUACAGCCAUAUUCUACUCUUCUUCCAGGUUUGAGGGGACAUGUAACCAGAGUAAUGAGGACUGUUUAGAAUAUUGACCUACCUACAGUCAGUGUUUUUAAAGUACACUAAAUAAGUAUCACUCGGGUUAAAUGUUUAUGCCUUAUACACUUUAUAGGAACUCUCACCCCAUUCCUUGAUACUGAUUUGAAAGCACUACAGCUGAAGCCAUAGUGAACAUGUACAGUGCUACAACAAUUAGUUUAAGCUCCAGAAAAUAAGUACUAAAACCAAGUUAAUGGCUUGGGAGUUGUUGGGUGUUGAUUUAUAAAUGUAGCUUAAGGGCUGUAACGUUAGCUUCCUCUAAUAUUAGGUAAAGGGUUCAUUAAAAAAAAAAGGUUGGGAUUGUCUUUUAAGAAACAGUCUCUUUAGAUUGUUGUGACCAAAUAUCUGCUUUUAUGAAUCCAUAUGUCAUGCAUGACAUUCCUUUCACUAAGAGAUUUAGGUUUUGUAAGUUUCAUUUUUCUCACUAGUUAAGAUUAUUUGUUAUCCUUUAGUCCAGACUUGUAUUUAUAACUCACAAACAUUCUCUGUCUCAAGUCAUGACCUGAUUAGAGACAAUUCCAUGCAAUAUUAAUAAGCUGCAAAGAAUAUGCAAUAGUUAACUUGCCCCGGCAGUUGUUUACUCAAGAAUGUUUGUGUGUGAAAAUUUCUUGCAGAUGCUUUUAAAGCUAGUAUCAGCCAAUAUUAGUUUUAUAGGGAGCAGAAUGUGUAACCUCUAAUAUUUUUGCUUUGGGUGUCUUUUUUUUUUUUUAGGUUAAUUAACCUGAUUGAAUAUCUGUGCCUUGCUCUGAAUGAUUGGGAGAAAAACAAAAUAGCGUGCACAGUUUGUAACUGCCGAUGUUAAACAGUAAAUAGUGUUAGCCUUUAGCCUUUCCACUGCGUAUGUGAAUACUUGCAAUAAAUGCGCAACUCAGCCUCAAGGAUUCAUUUUGGUUUGUUGCAGUAGCGUGAUGUGAACACAACACUUAUUUCAGUCCACGAGGCUAGCAUUAAUUAUCUCUCAUUAUCAUUAGGAUAUUGCCAUAAAAUAUAAGAUAGAGUGCCUUUUAUUAUAAAUUAAGAAACUGAAAGUGUGCUUGUGAAGCAAAUGUAAUACCAGACUGGUUCUGAAAACAUUAGCGUGACCAUAUUCAAUCUGUUUAAUUUUCAUACCUUAGGUGUAAAAUUAUUUACUCUUUAGAGACUGGUAACUCCCAUGACUUUUGUAUUUAUUCAUGCAUCUACAUCUGUAUUGCCACUGAUACUGAGUUAAUCUCCCUUUACAAUGUACAGCUAUAAAGUCACACAGCUCCACCUGGUUGAAGUGAGACUGCAACACUGUAUGCACUCAUUGCUUCAAAACUUGAAUCUGGAAACUGAUGUACUGCAGGCAGCGGCGAUGUCAAUCUAUACUGAAAUAUUUAAUAAAAGUGCUGAUACUA
Messenger RNA from Amphiprion ocellaris (clown anemonefish), 3792 nucleotides. RefSeq names its product myotubularin related protein 2 (gene mtmr2). Lineage: Eukaryota; Metazoa; Chordata; Actinopteri; Pomacentridae. The record is from RefSeq and is a predicted model, not a curated record. Bases 156 to 2099 code for a protein of 647 amino acids. Gene Ontology annotation, molecular function: phosphatidylinositol-3,5-bisphosphate 3-phosphatase activity. The transcript is spliced from 16 exons. Gene Ontology annotation, biological process: dephosphorylation.